Messenger RNA from Schistocerca americana (American grasshopper), 1588 nucleotides. Its product is annotated as c-Myc-binding protein-like. NCBI's taxonomy places the organism in Eukaryota, Metazoa, Arthropoda, Insecta, Orthoptera, Acrididae. Gene Ontology annotation, molecular function: transcription coactivator activity. The coding region runs from base 132 to 473 and encodes 113 amino acids. The record is from RefSeq and is a predicted model, not a curated record. Gene Ontology annotation, biological process: regulation of DNA-templated transcription. The transcript has 3 exons. Gene Ontology annotation, cellular component: nucleus.
UAUCCGUGACCACCUUUAUUUAUCGUUGGCUGUAUUUGGUUUUUAAGCUGGGAAAGUAAAUUGAGAAAUUGGGUUUAGGUAUUUCAUUGGAGGAUAAACGUAGUGUAAACCUUUUAUAAAACAGACAAAAAAUGUCAGUGGAAACACAUUGCGAAGAAUUCCGAAAAUAUUUGGAGAAAGGCGGUGUCAUGGAAACUUUCACGAGAAUACUCGUAUCACUUUACGAAGAAAAGGAACGUCCAGCCCAACCUUUGGAUUACAUAAAAAACAAGAUGAGAAUUGUGUCCCCUGAAUCCACCGAAAUUGAAGCAUUAAAAAACGAACUGCAGGCAGCUUUGGCUACUGUGGAGACACUGACAGCUGAAAAUAGAUCGUUGAAGGAAGAUAACUCAGACCUGAGGAACAGGAUGUCUCAGCUGGAAGCACAAGUUCCCAAAACUGAUGGAGAAACAUCAUCACUUAGCCAUAAUUGAUCUAAUGUAAGAUAAUGUAAGUGCUGUGAUAAUAUAUUUAAUUUACCAGAAAGUGACAGUGUUCAUUUACCGAAAAAUAUUUUUGGAAAGAGUUUUUGUACAUCAUAGUAUUGUAUAAUGGUCCAUGGUAAGAAAUAAGAAACAGUGAUAAAAAUAUUGUGUUUGUGUAAUUUAUUGCAUUAGUCAUGCACAGAUACAUUCUAUAAUGUGUUAAUACACACAAAGUGAGUCUUAAUUUUAUGCGUGUUGAGCUUUUGACUGACAAAAAUCUAUAUUAUUGGCAAAUUAUGACAGUUCACUUCCCCUUUCUGCUCCCAAUGAUAUGCUACUAAUGUCUUAUUGUUAUAAGAGGAAUUGAAUUGUCUUUUCGUUGUUUGUCAUUGUGUAUGAAAGCACUGUGUAAACUAACUGUUGUUAAUAAAUUACUUUCUGUUUAAUGUUUCAAGUGAUAUAUAUUAGUGUUUGAAACUGUAUUGUAAUAGAUGGAAACAUAUUCACAUGAUCAGUUUGGCAAAGUUUAUUCACACCAACUUUUUUUCUGUUCACGGUUUUCGUGGCUUUGGUGCAUUUCUUGUAAUACUUCUGGUGUGAAAAUGCAAUGCAGUUAAUGUGUAACUAGCUUUACAAAGUGUAUACACUCUGAAGAGAGUCCUUUGAAAAUUUAUAUGUGCAAGAAAAAAGAAUGCAAAAGUUGUAGAAGUUUUAGGCACUAAUAGAAGUACUUACAAAGGGAGCAGCAUCUGCUGUGAGUGAAGUUACAUUAAAAAUUAUUCUGCAAGUCUGCAAGCAUUCCUCAUGUUCUGAUAUUAUUAUUAUAUAGCUAAGAAAGCUAUAAUGUUGUUGCUAUUUAUUUUGUUUUUAACUCUGUCAUUUUCAUGUUAGAAUUCGGACAUAUUCAGAAAUGGUUGUCUGUUGAAGAGAAAGAUUUAUUUUCUUGGAACCACCAGCACUUUUUCAUAUUCUUGCAGUAAUGCUUGACCUAUGACAAUAAUAGUCCACAGUACAUUAUAGUUCAUUAAAUUGACAAAUAUAAAUUUUGUAUUCAAAUUUAUGUAGCAUUGUUAACGCUGUAUAUGAAGAAAUAUGUCUAAGUGCAUUAAAUUAUAUGUUUAUGA